CCCUGCUGGUGACUCCGGGGUAGUUCGCACGUCUCCUGCCGGAAUUCGUCAUCGUCCGGGUCUGAGCCGUUUCCUACUUCCGCAAACAGAGGGCUGCGAGCUUCCCCGUUUAUCGGCAGAUCAAUGCGGCGGCGGACUUCUGCUUCUCAUUUCCUGGCUCUCUUUAACAUUUCCGACACCUCUGACAUUUAUGAGUGAUUGAUCGGCGUCAUGACGGCCAACAGCCGCUGCUCCGCCGCGGACCCCGGGCUGGAGACCCAGCGACGGGAGAUCGAGUCUCUUCUGCGGGAGUGCGAGCUCCGCGCUGGGGAGAGCUGGUAUGUGGUGGAUCGCCGCUGGUUUGACCAAUGGAAGGAGUUUGUGGAGACCGGAGAUCAGAACUCGACGUCUUUCCCGGGUCAGAUCGACAACGCGGAGCUGUUCGAGGAUCUGGACUCGUACCACCUGAAGGAUCGUCUGGUGGAGGACGAGGACUUUGUGCUGGUGCCGGCAGAGGCGUGGCACAAGCUGCUGGCCUGGUACGGCAUAGCGGACGAUCAGCCACCGCUAGAACGCAAGGUGGUGGACCUGCCCAGCACUCUGAAGGUGGAGGUUUACCCCAUCGAGAUCUUCCUCUGCCUCCACAGCAACAUGGAGAACGUCAUCACCGCAAAGUUCAGCCGAACCGACAGCAUACAUUCGAUCCAGAGGGCGAUGUGUCAGGCCUUCUCGGUACCUCCGGGCUCAGAGUGCCGUCUGUGGAUGAAGAGUUCGGACAGCAGCUGCGAGCGUCUCAGGAACGUGCACAUGAGCGUGCUGGACGCCUGCUUGAGCUCGGGGAUGACGGUGAUCAUGGAGACAAGGAAUGCAGACGGCACCUGGCCGAGCUCCAGGCCUCAGAUCAUGAGGAACUCUGUGGAGGAGCAGGACUCGUACAGAGGGCAGCCGGGCGUCUGCGGCCUCACCAACCUGGGCAACACCUGCUUCAUGAACUCAGCGUUACAGUGUCUGAGUAACACUCCUCCCCUGACGGAGUACUUCCUGCAGAACUCCUACGUGGAUGAGCUGAACUUCACCAACCCUCUGGGAAUGAAGGGAGAGAUCGCCGAGGCCUACGCCGACGUCAUCAAGCAGAUGUGGUCAGGGAGGCAUUACUCUGUGGUGCCGCGCGUCUUCAAGACGAAGGUGGGCCACUUUGCGUCUCAGUUUCUGGGCUACCAGCAGCACGACAGUCAGGAGCUGCUGUCCUUCCUGCUGGACGGGCUGCACGAAGACCUGAACAGAGUCAAAAACAAAGAGUACAUCGAGCUGCGGGACGCCGACGGGCGACAAGACCAGGAAGUGGCGGAGGAGGCGUGGCGUAACCACCUUCGGCGGAACGACUCUGUGAUCGUCGACACGUUUCACGGCCUCUUCAAGUCCACGCUGGUCUGUCCCGAGUGCCACAAAGUUUCUGUGACCUUUGACCCAUUCUGCUACCUGAGCGUCCCACUUCCUGUCAGCAAGGAGCGUGUCAUGGAGGUGUUCUUCGUCUCUCUGGACCCGUACGCCAAACCUGUCCAGCAUCGUGUUGUGGUUCCUAAAGCAGGAAAAGUGUCCGACCUCUGCUCAGCUCUGUCAGAGAUGACCAGCGUACCGCCCACUCAGAUGGUGGUCGCCGAUGUCUUCAAUCAUCGUUUCUAUAAGAUCUACAACAUGGGCGAAAGUCUGAGCGCCAUUCUCGACCGAGACGACAUCUUUGUGUACGAGCUGAGUGUGCUGGAGGAGCAACCCGAGGAGCAGGUGCUGCUGGCGCUCUACCUGAGGGAGCGCUCGCACUACAGAGACUACGGCUCGGGCGGCGGCUCGUACGGCACGUCGCUGUUUGGACACCCACUGCUGCUCAACGUGCCGCGCAGCAGCUGCAGCCAGGAGGCGCUCUACAACCUGUUCCUGCAGAGACUGGCGCGCUACGUGCGACUGCCUGAUCCGUCUGAGGAGUUGGAGGAAGAGGAGGAAGACGAUGAAGAGGAGCUGUACAAGACUCAGACCAACGGCAUCAGUGAUGAUGACGAGCAGGAGGAAGUGGAGCCUGCUGGCCCGUCCCAGACAGAUUACUCCUGCGGUGACGCGACCCCCAACAGGAAAUCAGACGGCAACACCACAACGGAGCCACAGGCUGAGGAGAACCACACUCAGCCCUUACCGGACCACGGAGACCACGGUGAGAACAGUAACGGCUCCCUGAGCCAGACGGAGCCCAGCUGCAGCGGAGACGCCAACAGCGCCGAUGACAUAGACCCCAGCGAGCAGUCGGGCGGUCCCGCAGAAGCCGACGGCAGCUCAGAACCACCAGCGGAGCAGCCUCAUAAACCAACUGAGGAAGAAAAUGAAGAAGACAAGCAGGAGGAGGCGUGCUCUCCCAGCCCGCCAGCCAAUGAGCAUCCGGCUAAGAGGAGGGCAUGUCAUGUCAGGAGGAAGCGUCUGUUCAGCAUCCAGGCGGUCAACUCCAACGGGACGACCGAGAGGGGGAUGGGAGAGGGAGGAAGUGCUGUGUCCUUCAGCUCUCAGCCCUACGUGGCCAUCGACUGGGAGCCUGACAUGAAGAAGAGAUUCUACAACGAGAACGAGGCUGAGAAGUACGUGAAGGAUCCCAGCAUGGAGGUCCCUCAGCAGCACAUGACUGUUCAGCUGCAGCAGUGCAUCGAGCUGUUCACCACUGUGGAGACACUGGAGGAGGAGAACCCAUGGUACUGUCCGGUGUGUAAGAAACACCAGCUGGCCACAAAGAAGCUGGAUCUCUGGUCUCUGCCAGAGGUUCUCAUCAUCCACCUCAAGAGGUUCUCCUACACCAAGUUCACCAGAGAGAAGCUUGACAGCAUUGUGGAGUUCCCCCUCAGAGACCUCGACUUUUCUGGCUUCCUCCUGAGGAAGACUCUCUCCAGUGAGGAGCCUCCGAGCCGCUAUGACCUCAUCGCCGUGUCCAAUCACUACGGAGGACUCAGAGAUGGACAUUACACCACCUAUGCGAAGAACAAGGACAACGGUCAGUGGUAUUACUUUGACGACAGUAAAGUGACCUACGCCACAGAGGACCAGAUCGUGACCAGCGCUGCCUACGUUUUGUUCUACCAGCGACAGGACAAGAUCAGAAAACCCACACUGCCCGCCCCUAACACAGGCCCUGCCUCCUCCACCCAGACAUCCAAUGACACGGCUUCCUGCAAAGACGACGAGGACGACGCAGGGCCGAGCGCUGCCGCCUCCGCCUCCAGCAUCACUAUGGAAACAGAAUGAUUGAGUAAUUUGGUUUUCUCCAUCAGAGCAGCCUUUUCUUUGGUUUUUGUCUUUAUUUUUUUUUUUAGAAUUCUCAGUCUAUUUAUUUUUUUAAUUUUAUGGUGGCGACACUUGAACUUCCUCUAACGACGUCUCUUCAUUCCAAGUUACCAAAAGCAGGAAAAAGCACAUCAGCAGGCGGAGCUUGCAGCUCCUCCUCCUCCUCUUUCACCGUGAACUCUCGACACUCAGGUAGUUUGGUGCACAAAGACUGAAGGUGACGUUUGCUGGAGGGCGGAGCUUAAACUCACACCUGAAUACAGAAAAGCAGUCUGCUUCCUGCUUCAGGGACGAACUGAACCCUGGCAUUUAAGCUCUGACUGUUCACAUUUAUAAGUUCAUCUCCUCUUGACUCGAUUUUUGUAAUCUGACAUUCAAACGUUUGAAAAGCUGUUUAAUUAAAAUCAUUUGAAUUUUUCUGGAUGUCUGAUGCUCGUCCAGGUUGGGAAGACCAAACUUUAGAUUAGCCCACAUUCGGAAAACUCUUUGGCCAAUCAGCAGCAGCUCUGAAGUCAGCUGACUUUUUCUUUUCCUUAAACUGUAUAUAAAAGACGGAGAGUCUCAUUCUAAUCAUGAGUGAUGAGCGUUUCAGAAGUCACAAAACUAGCUUUGCGUUGUGUUCAGUGAGGCUUAAACAGCGACUCAUCGAGCAGCGUUUAGUGAGGUCACAGAGAGCGAGGGUCAUAGUUCCGCCACACCUCCAUGCAAACAGAAGUCGCCCCCUGGUGGUCGUUAGAGCGAGGGCCGAUUUAAAGCACCAGCAUUAGUUUAGCUUUCACACGUCUGUUUUAUUUCUGCGGUCAUGCGAACGUCUGCGAGAUUUACCACUAACAGAGGUCAAAGGUCGCCGCACACUUUUCACCUGCACUUUUUUUUUUUUACUCUUUACAUCAACAAACACGAUGCAGACGGGCGCCGGCGAACGUGCCCACCAGCAUUCUUUUAUCUGGGGUAAACCUCGCAGACGCUCACACGACAGAAAACGAGCGUCAGCUGACUGAAGAGGCCGCGCUGAGAGCAAACGAGUUCACGUUCACAUUGUUGCAUUUUCCACAUUCAAAGUUUUUACAAUUAUUCAAGCUGAGUGAGUUUGAAAAGCCAGUUUCUCGUAGCAAAUGUCUGAGGCAGAAAUUUAAUGACAAAAGUUUUUAAAAAGUCAUCUGUGAUCAAAAAGACACGUUUAGGAAAUAAGAGCACAGAGAUGGUUUCAGUUAAAGCCUUAAUUAGCGAGCAGCUCUGAUGUGGCAAACCUGCGACGACCUUCUGUAUUUGCUGUAAAGUAUUCGGAGACGCACUGAUUACAUCGGACAGCUUUGAUCCGAGUCUCUAAAACAGGCCAGUCUUUUUUUAAGUUAAUUUCACAGCGAGUUCAUGCUGAAUCUGAUUUAACAGAACUAACGAUGAUCAGACUUUAUGACAUUAAUGCAGUGAUUACUUUAUUAUCAGCUCCUGUAAAAACUUCAUCCUCUGAACUAAAAGAACUGAAGUUUGUUUUUCCCCUCCGAGUUUCUUCGAUUCAUCCUGAAGCGCAUCUGACAUCGUUUAAAAAUCCAGCUCUGAACUACAGCUCAGCAUCGUCCUGCGACAGAUAAAACUGUUAAAUACUCAUCUAUAAAGCAUAGUUUCACUUCCUUAUUUCUUCUUUCUAAACAGGCAUGCCUCAGUCGCUCGCUGAAGGGGAUUGUGGGUAAUCAGAGGAUCGAACAAAGCUGUCAGGGAUGAGAAAUGAAUUUUUCUCUGUAUAUUUUGGUCAUUUUCUUUCGGGUAUUUAUUGUUUUAAUGGAAUAAUUGCAGCUGUCACAUGACUACAGGUGGUGCGGGACAUUUUUCCUAUUUAUACGCGAAACCUUGAUUGAGGCUGAAAACACAGGACGGGUGUGCGCGUGCAGAGGCGGGCGCAGAGCGAGCUCCUCACUGAUUUUUAAACCAGCGCUGUGUACAGUAUUUUUGUAUUGUAAGUAAUGUAAGAUUAAUAUGAUCAUUCCUGGGUGGAGCAGCAGGGAGGCUUGGGGUGAUUUCUUUCUUGGGUCUUCCUGUCAAAUAUCAGAUGAGAAUAUUUUAUUGUACUUCAAUCUUUUGAUAUGAAUAAAACACGAUUAUUACCAGA
Messenger RNA from Oreochromis niloticus (Nile tilapia), 5401 nucleotides. RefSeq names its product ubiquitin specific peptidase 11 (gene usp11). Gene Ontology annotation, biological process: protein deubiquitination. Gene Ontology annotation, molecular function: cysteine-type deubiquitinase activity. NCBI's taxonomy places the organism in Eukaryota, Metazoa, Chordata, Actinopteri, Cichliformes, Cichlidae. The record is from RefSeq and is a predicted model, not a curated record. Gene Ontology annotation, cellular component: nucleus.